Messenger RNA from Penicillium cataractarum, 1290 nucleotides. RefSeq names its product L-rhamnonate dehydratase. The annotation marks the transcript as partial. The record is from RefSeq and is a predicted model, not a curated record. Gene Ontology annotation, molecular function: L-rhamnonate dehydratase activity; magnesium ion binding. NCBI's taxonomy places the organism in Eukaryota, Fungi, Ascomycota, Eurotiomycetes, Eurotiales, Aspergillaceae. The transcript is spliced from 3 exons. Gene Ontology annotation, biological process: carbohydrate catabolic process.
CAUAUCACCAUGGGUUCUAUCUCUGAAUUCCCCCGCAUCAAGGCCAUCCGUACCUUCGUCAUUGACGGAGUCGGCUCUGGCGGUGAUUAUCACAAUGUCAAGGGCGGUCACUGGCUGAUCGACAGCAACAUUUCCACUCCUAUGACCAAGUGGGCAGAGUACCGUGGCUCGCGGACAUCCUGGGGUAUCAACGUGUUGGGCUCAUUCUGCGUCGAGAUUGAGGCUACCGAUGGAACAAAGGGCUUCGCAACUGGUUUCGGUGGUCCUCCUGCCUGCUGGCUCACCCACCAGCACUUUGAACGCUUCCUGAUUGGCGCUGACCCCCGCGAUACGAACAACCUGUUUGAGAAGAUGUACCGGGCUUCCAUGUUCUACGGCCGCAAGGGUCUGCCAGUCGCCGUUAUCUCAGUCAUUGAUUUGGCGCUGUGGGAUCUGCAGGGCAAGAUUCGCAACGAGCCCGUCUACAAGCUCAUUGGAGGUGCCACUCGCGAGCGUCUGCACUUCUACUGCACUGGACCCCAGCCCGCCUCCGCCAAGGGUAUGGGCUUCAUCGGUGCCAAGGUCGCUUUGCCCCACGGCCCUGAUGAGGGCACUGAGGGUCUGCUUAAGAACGUCGAGUACCUGCGUCUGCAGCGCGCCAGCGUUGGACCCGACUUCCCUCUCCGUGUUGACUGCUACAUGUCCCUGACUGUCCCAUACACCAUUCAGCUGGUUAAGCGCUGCGAGGCUCUGGGUCUGGAUAUUGACUGGUGGGAGGAGUGCUUGUCCCCCGAUGACUUUGACGGCCACGCUCUGCUGAAGCGUGCCCACCCGACCGUCAAGUUCACCACCGGUGAGCACGAGUACUCUCGCUACGGCUUCCGCAAGUUGGUCGAGGGCCGUAACUUGGAUAUCCUCCAGCCCGACGUGAUGUGGGUUGGUGGUAUGACCGAACUCCUCAAGGUCUCUGCUCUCGCCGCUGCCUACGACAUCCCCGUUGUCCCCCACGCCUCCGGUCCUUACUCCUACCACUUCGUCGUCUCCCAAUCCAACAGCCCCUUCCAGGAAUACUUGGCCAACUCUGCCGAUGGCCACACCGUGGAACCCGUCUUCGGCAACCUCUUCCUCAACGAGCCCAUCCCCGUCAACGGAUACCUCGACGUCUCCGUUUUGGAUAAGCCUGGAUUCGGUCUAGAGCUUAACCCCAAUGCCCCUCUGAUCCCAGCUUCUGCUCUUCUUACUCCUGCGCCUCAAAAGAGCCUGCGUGCUCCGGAGGACCAGGCUCCUAACGGCUCGGUUGAGGGACAUUAA